Patiria miniata (bat star) is the source of this 2043-nucleotide messenger RNA. RefSeq names its product NAD(P)H-hydrate epimerase-like. Gene Ontology annotation, molecular function: NAD(P)HX epimerase activity. NCBI's taxonomy places the organism in Eukaryota, Metazoa, Echinodermata, Asteroidea, Valvatida, Asterinidae. Gene Ontology annotation, cellular component: mitochondrion. The record is from RefSeq and is a predicted model, not a curated record. Bases 82 to 711 code for a protein of 209 amino acids. The transcript has 3 exons.
CUCCAUUUCUGCAGUCAAAAGGAAGCAAUAGCCAUCGAUGAGGAGUUAUUCUCCACGUACUGCUACAGCGUGGACCAGCUGAUGGAGCUAGCCGGGCUGAGCUGUGCCACGGCCAUUGCCCGGGCGUACCCCAUCAACAGCUUCACCAAGUCUGAGCCCACGGUGCUAGUUUGCUGCGGGCCGGGCAACAACGGCGGGGACGGCCUGGUCUGUGCUAGACAUCUCAAACUGUUUGGCUAUCUACCAUCCAUCUACUACCCCAAGCAGAAGGACGUUCAGCUCUACAAGAACCUCAGCACGCAAUGCAAGCACAUGGACGUCCCUUUCCUGUCCUAUCUGCCCUCCAGCAACCUCAUCGACAUGAGCUACAACUUGGUCGUGGACGCCAUCUUCGGCUUCAGCUUUUCGGGCCAGGCGAGGGCGCCCUUCGACGAAGUCAUCAAAUCGCUGAAGAACAUCACGAUUCCGCUGUGCAGCAUCGACAUUCCCUCAGGCUGGGAUGUGGAGAAAGGUAGCGAAGAUGGUCUCAAGCCCGACCUCCUCAUCUCACUGACCGCGCCCAAGAAGUCGGCCGAGCAUUUCAAGGGCAAGCACCACUACCUGGGAGGUCGCUUCGUGCCUCCCGAGCUAGCCCACAAAUAUCAGCUCGCUCUCCCCGAUUACCCAGGAACAGACUGUGUAGUAGAGCUAGUUAUAAAAUCGUCAAUAUAGGCACACACAACAAAUGUCUGUCUAGGUGAAUUAAUAUUUUACUUGUUUUUACAUAUUUGUUAAUUAAGCCGCAUCCGAAACUCUUUGUCUGGAGCUAUUGUUCGAGGUCCUCGUCCAUUGCAACUACGUGGGGACAAGCUGACAAUAGACGUAGCCAUAGCUCUAGAAGCCGUUUCGAAUCACUUGGAUACGGCUAAAAACAACACACUGGUCUAUGGGAAAUGGCUGCAGCCACUUCCAGUCCACGUGCGCGUGUGAUUUUCAGACGUACCCAAUCAAUUCGAACGCGGCCUUACUUUGCUUCUUGGCAUUUGUAUGCUGCCCUCUUGUGGCAGUGUGAGGGACACUAAGAGAGCUAACUGUUAGAUUUAUAUCGAGCACGUGUAUAAAGAUCAAAUUUAUUGUACAUACCUAUAUAAGGAAAUUUGCAGAGUUGUCGACUUUUCAAAUCACAAGUCUAUCACAUCAUCCAGUGUCAACUCCAGCGAUACAUUUAAGCUAUUGAAUUGAAUUGUGACAAUUAAAAGCAUAUUUUGUUGGCCACUGUUCAUUCCCUGUAGUUGACCGUACUCUUUACUUGUGAUUUGACUACAACUCCGGGAGUCUAAAACUGUAGAAAUUUGGAUUGUGUACAAAAUUCAUUACAAUUGUGAAGUAGGUAUUAUGUGAUAUAAAAGUAGUAUUUGUUAUUUACUCCGACGAUACGCAAAACUAUUUCCUUGACUUUCUGUUAACGGAACAAUCCACUAGGAUUCAUGUUCAGUAGAGUUCAUUUUCAAACAUACAGUACUGUGUUUUUUUAAGUGAAACUUUUCUAGAAUUUAUGUGAAGGAAACAAAAGCUCUUAAAUCUGCGGGUACUUUAAAUCUGUGAAUUGAGAUGCUUACAAAAUAUUUAACAAUACAAAUUAAAGGGCACAUUUUUCUGAAGGCCAUUCAGAGGGGUUCACCUAGAUUAAGUAGAAAGAAAGCAAAACUGUAGUUGAUGGGGAAAGCAAGCUUGAAAAGAUGCGUAUCAAGUUUCAGUGAGUAUGUGUGAAGAGUGUGAUGGUUUUUGUCACUGUGAGAUCUGCUGUGUUCCAGAGCAGGGGUGCAACAUUUGAAAAAGUCUAUGUCAGUGUUGGUGGUACGGCGAGUUUGGGGAAGUGAAAGCAACCUGCCAGAUGACUUUAAGCUUGGUUUGGCGUUGCGAAGGUAUAAUAAGUUCUGAAGGUAGAGUGGAACAGAACCAUGAAAGGCUUAAAAUGUUAAAGGUACUAUACAACAUUUGCAAACAUCAAAAAACAAAACUACCAAACUGUUAUGAAAUACCUUACUGGACUGUAAGUGAAUC